Vitrella brassicaformis is the source of this 2333-nucleotide messenger RNA. NCBI's taxonomy places the organism in Eukaryota, Vitrellaceae. The record is from the annotation of a GenBank genome assembly.
CUGGGCGCGAAGCAUACAUUACGGUCGACAGGAGACCAUGCACCAAUUCAUCGUAUAGAAACGAAGACGAGCCUGCAAGUCCGUGAGGGCAACCGGCGACAAACAAGCGGCCUAAUUCGUUCUUUCAGUCGCUUUCCGGCUGGAUAAUAUGUACUUAUGCGCAGGGCAGUCUACAAAUGCAUACAGAACCGUUACAAAUACACACCCCAGGAGGUUACAUGGCAAAAUUCUGCCUCGAGCAUGCUUUAUGCAAAAGGCACGAGGGACAUGGAAAACCGAUAUCUAACUCUCUCUGAUAAAACCAAUAUACAGACCCACAUCCACUGAUACACCUUCAUAGCACGGCGGAAAACGCCUUUUUGUGGCUUGCAACGCCCUCUUUCAUCACAUCUGGACAACACCCCACCCGUCCCUCUCCUUCCCCUUCUGUUUCUGUGGUUCAUGAAAGCCGAACCUUCGACUGACACUCGCUUUGUUUUCUGGCGCCUGACACACGAAUAAUCCUGCUCGACUCGGAAAUGGUAUCUAUCUGACCAGAUGAACACAAAGCGUAUGCAUCGGAAUGUUACUGCUCGAUGGCCUCUGUUCACCUGGUUUGGCUUUGCUUGGAUGUGGUAGGUUCAGUUGACUUGGUCCAGACACAGCCGCUCCACCACAUGGGUUCCCAAGUGUUGGCUGCACAGCACAGGGGAGGAAAGUUGGGACGACACAUGCACUCGUGAAGUGCGUGUUGCUCUGCUUCCCCCCCUCUCACCUUGAGCUUGCCUCCCAAGUUAGCAAAUAGACCUCCUUGCGGUAAAUCUCAUUUCGCUUGAUCUCUUCAAGCGCCGGGAGAAAGUCUCUGUCACCUAAACCACGCGCGCACACACACAGAUAGAUAGAUAGAUAGAUAGAUAGAUAGAGAGAGAGGUCACCAGCUAGAAGCACAAUCGCGCUGAUCUUGUCGUGUCUGGCCAUCUUGAGCAACUGCACGUACAAAGAGAUGUCACCACAGCGUAGGGCAAUCUUUCUUUCUUACCUCGAUGGUGAUCUUGCAGUCUGCACCCGCCUGUGUCCCGUUCUCCUUCAAGCUGAACAACCAGCACAUUCACAUGACACACAAACGUGACGUUGCUCGGCCGUCGAUGUGUUUCCUCACUCACUCUGCCUCCCACACUUCGAAGCACAACUCGUUCCGCAGGUGCUUGUGCAGCUGUCGGAGCGCCAGCUCCCUCUCCCUCGGCCGCAGAUACCUGAAAUGUUGAUGUGCGUACAUCAGUGGCCAUGUGUUCCCUCCCCCUGCCCCCACCCCCGCAACCCAGCACGUUUUUCGCCUACUUGGGGUUGGUGCUGACGUACAGCGAGUGAUACGUGGACACGCCAAACCCCCACCGCUCCUCAAUGAGCCCGAUGUAGCGCUCGAUGUCUUUGAUGCCCGGCAAUGAGACGGACUUGAACGACUUGCACAAAUACGCCCCAUCGAUGAUGAGGGACGCAUUGCCGCGCCAAGGCAACGCACGAGAGGGGCUCCCCGCCGAAUCGAGGGCCGCUGGUACAGGACUACUCGUGAUGGGAAUCGACUGAGGCUGCGUGCUCUUCAUGCUGACGCACACACACACAUCGAUGUGACAGAUAUGCACGUGUUCGCGACACUGCGUGGUGCGUGGCUCACUCGACGGGCUGUAGUGUGGGCGUGGUGGCGUUGGAGCCGGCCCCAGUAGCACUAGCGCUGUAGGGCAUGGGCUUGCCGUUGGCGCCACCUCUGCUCGACAUACUGCUCGGACUAUACGAUCUGAACACACAGAGUCCUCAUACGGCAGGUGAGCGUCAAGCUGCUCAUCAGGGUGUGGUGUGCAUCCUGUCCGCCUUACGCAGGCGUGGUGUCUUGUGGUUCCGUCGGAGUGUCGAACGUUGGUACUGCUGGCGGUGCGAAUGCGUCCAAACUCUGCUGCGACCUGCAAGGUGAGAUCACCAAACACCCACUUGAACGUGCGCGCCUUUUCCUGUCACGUGUGUGCCAUUCGUUACCGCAAUGCGUCGCGCUCCUGUGCAGUGUGCGCGAAAGGGCACUGUUGACCGAGCCGACAAAAGCCCUUCGCUGAAGCCCUCCACACACACAGCCCAAAAGAGUUGACCCGUGCAGCGGCCUGGCGUCGCUUUGCUUACCGAUGUACUUGCACAUAGUCGCCUUCUUGACCGGCCGCAUCCCCGCCCUUAUCCCCAGUCCUCUUUCUGCCCGUUGCGUUGAGCCUAUGGUGCCCGGCCUCAUGGCUGCAAAAAUCUACAUCUACUCGCAGUGCUGCACAAGGUGUUGCUUUGUGCAGCAGUCCCUUUGCUUUUGCGACGGUCCCUCC